AAAAAAAAAAAAGAAAAGUCUUCAUCAAUGGAGGAUAUGAUCAUCAAGAAACAACCUCCAUCACCGCUAGCCAUGCAUAAAGAUUCACAAAGAAUUUCCAAAAUCAAGCCAAAGAUUAGGAUAAUUCACAUAUUUGCCCCUGAAAUCAUCAAAACUGAUGUUGCCAACUUCAGAGAGUUGGUACAGAGACUAACAGGAAAACCAUCUGAUCAUCAUCAUCAUCAAAAGGGUUCCCACUUCAAGAACAAGAAACCAAGAACUGUUAGUAAUCAAGAACAAGAAAAUCUGCAGCCGAAGCCAUCAAUUACUAGCAACAACAAGAAAAUGGAGCUAGUUACAACUGGGUUUAUGAAUAAUUAUAAUAAUAAGGUAAUUAAGGAAGAAGAAGAAGAUCCAAUGUGGAAUGGUGCAAAUUCAGGUGGGUUUUUAGCAGGAUUUGCAGAUUUAGAUGGGUUUAUUCAAGAACUUAAUGAAGAAUUUCCAAUGCUGCCUAUGGAAGUAAUUAAUAAUCAUCACAUGCAAUAUGGUUUUGGAGAGAGACAGCUUGUUUAAUUGUUGGGUUUUUUAAUUAAAUUUUAAUCCUUUAUUUUAUUUUCCUUUGCAAAUUAAUGCUUGAUAUUUUUUUCUCUCUUUUAAUUAGGUAUAACUCAAUUAACUGAUAAAUCCUUGCUAUAAUAUAUUUUUGCCUAUUUAUCA
Messenger RNA from Jatropha curcas, 696 nucleotides. Its product is annotated as VQ motif-containing protein. Lineage: Eukaryota; Viridiplantae; Streptophyta; Magnoliopsida; Malpighiales; Euphorbiaceae. The record is from RefSeq and is a predicted model, not a curated record. Gene Ontology annotation, cellular component: nucleus.